GCAUGAACAUCGUCUAGAAUCAAGUCGACAUUAAUCAUUGCUUACCAUACCUACGCUACUACCGUACAAUUGAUGAUCUUCGCUACUGUGGUUACUUAAGCCUCCUUUCUGCUCCCAUUAAAUCGAGUACCACAGCAUUACUGCUACAACCCACUCACACUAAACACACGCAUAACCACCAUACCUCACAAUUACAAUGGCGCCACCAUCUUUUCGUGAUCUUCUCGGCAUGCCCGCUUCUACGGCCUCGACUAGCGACUCUGCUCUUCUUGUCAUCGACGCUCAAAACGAAUAUGCAUCAGGUGCUCUUACCGUAACGAAUGCUGCGGCAAGCGGAAAAGUUAUUGCCGACCUUCUCGACAAGUACCGUAAAGCCAACGGCAAGAUUGUCCACAUCCUACACCAAACACCGGAAGGUGCACCUGUCUUCACACCUGGCACCGACCUGGCAGAAGAAUUCAAGGAGGUCAAGGCACAGGACGGAGAAGAGAAGAUAUGGAAGAACUUCCCUGGAUCAUUCGAGCAAACCUCCCUCCACGAGACGCUUCAGAAGAUGGGUGUCAAGAAGCUCGUACUGACUGGCUACAUGGCACAUGUCUGCGUGUCCACUACUGCCCGUGAGGCCUUCCAGAAGGGAUACGAAGUCAUUCUUGUCGAGGAUGCUAUUGGUGACCGCGAUAUUCCUGGCGUCAAGGGUGAUGAGGUCACCAGAGUAGCGUUGGCGGAGCUGGCAGAUGUAUUUGGCACAGUGGUGAAGAGCUCUGACAUCAAGUAAUCGAAUUGAAGUCAAGAAGUAUAACCAAUGAAUCC
This is a messenger RNA of Alternaria alternata, 810 nucleotides long. Its product is annotated as Isochorismatase hydrolase. Lineage: Eukaryota; Fungi; Ascomycota; Dothideomycetes; Pleosporales; Pleosporaceae. The transcript is spliced from 3 exons. Bases 197 to 775 code for a protein of 192 amino acids. The record is from RefSeq and is a predicted model, not a curated record.